CGAUCUCCAGGCACGCUCCGCCCCUUUCCUUUACCCCCCUUUGCGGCUCCGCUCCGCUCCAUUCGAGCGCGGCGCCGCAUCUGCGAGGAUCGGGUGAGAAGAAAAACGUCCUAUCGCCCAACUUGGCAAACUUGCCGGACUUUCCUGUCCUUUCUCGGAUUCCUUUGCCAGCUGCCGAAAAUGGCCUUGCAGUCGCCUUAUUUAAAACCGAUUAUUCCUUUUAGUGGUCCAAUUUACGGUGGCCUGAAAAAUGGGAUGACUGUAUUAGUCAGCGGAAGUGUUUGGAAGUCCUGCGCAAGAUUCCAGGUUAACUUUCAGUGUGGCAAAUCCCAAACGUCCAGAUCAGAUAUCGCUUUCCAUUUCAAUGUCCGUUUUGAUCAGAACUGUAUUGUAUGCAAUUCACACGAAAAGGGAGACUGGAAGCAAGAAGAAAGGAAAAAAGAGAUGGUUUUCCACAAAGGGCAACCAUUUGAGAUCUGGUUUGUUGUGAACAUCUCCUCCUAUGUGGUACGAAGACGAUAAGUCCUCUUCGUGGGUUAUAAUCACCAUCUUUUAAAAAAAAUAGUCUUGGUUUGGUUAUUGAUUUUUAUCUUGUGGCAAUGGAAAAGCAUUUUUCAAAAUGUCUGAAACACAAAAUGUCUCAAAAUAAUCCUUGCUGAGGGCAAAACUGUUAUCUCAAAUGCAAAAUGGGCCCCACCAAUGCACACAUAAACCGAUGGAGUUUGAGCACACUUCCUUUUGAUCUUGUCUUUAUUUUUAUUUAUCGGUUUAGAAACCGUCUCCUUCACGGAGCAAAACCUCAAGUCUCUUACCCACUUUGGGUGCUCUAUACAGUCUCCCAAUGGAGCCUGCCCAUUAUGGUCGUCAGUUGUGACCGUCAUAAUAUAGAUCAUCAGACCUGUUUUUCCUUCCUUUUCUGCAGAGUUCAUUAAGACAGCCCAUUCUUUUUUUUUUAUUGAAAAUUUUGAAAAC
Molecule: messenger RNA, 972 nt
Organism: Thamnophis elegans (Western terrestrial garter snake)
Lineage: Eukaryota; Metazoa; Chordata; Lepidosauria; Squamata; Natricidae
Product: galectin-9-like
Exons: 3
Coding region: 181-522 (113 amino acids)
Molecular function (GO): carbohydrate binding
Source: RefSeq, a predicted model, not a curated record